This is a messenger RNA of Candidula unifasciata, 2995 nucleotides long. The record is from the annotation of a GenBank genome assembly. Lineage: Eukaryota; Metazoa; Mollusca; Gastropoda; Stylommatophora; Geomitridae.
AUAAUACAAAUGCCUUUAGGUGACGGAGAACCCUGCCCUUCAGCUCUCAUCGACUACAUCAAACUAAGCAAAGAAGAUAGCAGUUUACUGCGACCUUGCAACAGAGGCAAAUGGAUCCUGUCUUCUUGGAGUCUGUGUCAGUCAGUGCCCGGGUACAACCACUGCGGGACCGGGAUCCGAACUCGGAGAGCAAUCUGUGUAGAGGCUGGAGAUGACGGAACAGAACGUCCAGUGGAAGAAGCCAGCUGUCCUGUACCGAAACCAGUGGUGGCACAGUCCUGUACGAUGGAGUGCAACUGGGACUGCAGUGUGUCACAAUGGAGUGGAUGGACAGCGUGUCAUGAGACCAACUGCGACAGAUCUGACCUGGUCAAGCGGGAGACAACUCUGCCAUUGGGCAGAAGAUUCCGAACUCGUGAGGUCCUGACUCUCCCUGGACCUGCAGGAAGCGCCUGCCUACACCUAAGCGAGACCCAGGCAUGCCUCCCGCAGCAGUGCUACACCUGGAACAUAACAAUGGGUCUCUGUGAGCCUACGACAAGGGGAGGAUGUGGGGAUGGGACACAACUCAGGAAAGCUGUCUGUCUCAACAGAGCAGGGGAAAAAGUCAGAGAUAGGUUCUGCCAUGAAAGUCUACACACGGAGCAAAACUGGGCCGAUUGCUACGUUCCUUGCCCCGAGGACUGUGUGCUCUCUGAGUGGGGUCACUGGAGUUCAUGCCCUGAUGCCUGUCUCAUGCAAGACGGAAGCCGGUAUAGACAAAGACACAUUCUGGCUUACCACAGUCCAGGCAGAAGAAACCGGCAGUGUCCCAGCACUAACUCUCUAAUUCAGACCGAACUGUGUCCUGUUCUCACCGACUGCUUGACCUACAAAUGGGAUGUUUCCAACUGGGGACCGUGCCAGCUCAGCGCUCAAAACUCCAGAGUCCAGUGUGGACCUGGGACACAAAAUAGGACGGUAGAAUGUUACACGACCUUGGGUGUCAAGGCACCAUACAAAUGCGAGGAGAGCACAAGACCGCGAUCCACACAGCCUUGCAUUAUUGACUGUCCUGUGGAUUGUCAUGUGACAGAAUGGUCAGAGUGGUCGGACUGUGGGAUUGAUUGUCUUCCCGUAGAGGCUCGUCAAAUGUUUCCGGCCCAAAUCCGGCGUCGAUUCAUUCUUCAGUACCCACAGAACGGAGGUCUGUCGUGUCCAAGUGACCUGCGUGAAGAGCAACCAUGUACCAAUCUGCCGGUUUGUCAGUCUCACUACUUUGAGACAACAGAAUGGAGCGACUGUAUCCUUCCGCCCGUGGUGCCACUGUGUGGUCAAGGGCUAAGAGCUAGAAUGACAGUGAUGACAUGUUUGGAGAAGCUAGGCACCAUGCCGGACACAACUGAAUUUUCUUCCUGGUCGCAGUGGACAUUGUGUGGACCUCAGUGCGAGAAAACCAGAUUUCGCUUACGACGAUUGCUGGAUGAGAGCAAGAAUAACCCCAAGUGCCAUGACCUGGAACUCUAUCCACGCGACCAGCACCAGGACUGCGUGUGUGACAGUGUCCAGUCCGUUGUUAUUGGUGGAUGGUCAGACUGCAUCAUCCAAUCAAAUACAGCGGAUGAAAGGAUAUUUGCCAGCAUGUCACUGAAGAGCAUCAGUGCCCGUCAUAGACGAACCAAUGAGACAGGUGUAACGGGACUGGGUCCACAGACCUACUGCGGCCCGGGGAAGCGAUACAUGGCUUUUCUGUGUCAGAACACUCACCAGAACCCAGUUGGUUCACCAGCUUGUACAGGAGAAGGCACGCAAAUGAUGACGGUGGACGAAACGUUCUGCAACUCUCAAAAUAAACCACAGACAGUCAAACCUUGCUCGUUGCCUUGCCCUGGAGAGUGUGUCUUGUCCGAGUGGUCAGACUGGACUACAUGUACUCAGCCCUGCACUGGUAAGGAGACACAAACAAGAGUCCGCGGCGUGUUGCGGUUGCCUGCUUCAUACGCCGUGACCCAGACUUGCGUCGCCCAGACGGAGGAGCGGCUCUGUGAGAAGUGGAAGAACUGCUUUGAGUAUUUCUGGGAAUUCUCCGACUGGACGAGCUGUCUAGUUAACUAUGGGGAUGCCGAGUGUGGCGUGGGGCAUAAGGAGAGAUUUGCAUUCUGUAGAAACGAAAAUGGAGAAAAAGUUGACCCCAUUGUUUGUCAAGAGAUAUUUGGACCUGUGACAGAACCUAUGGUCGUGUCCUGUGAGAUCCCCUGUGAUAACGACUGUUUGCUAUCCGACUGGUCGGAAUGGACAAUAUGCAGUACUACAUGUGGACUAGGAUUCACCAAAAGAAGACGCUCCGUUCUACAAACGCCGAUUGGCAGUGGUAGGAAGUGUCCAGAAAAACUGGACCAGUCCAAGCCGUGCUUCCGUAAAGGCUGCUACAGUUGGUUUGUCUCAGAGUGGAGUCACUGCAUCAUUCAGAACGGCGCAUGUGGAAGCGGUGAACGGGAGAGAAACGUUUCCUGCCUCAACGACGAAGGCAGAUCUGUUGUACCUUCUCUGUGUGACAUUAAGCCUGAAAUACUUAUCAUGCAGACUUCCCGUCCUUGCCAUGUGCCUUGUCCUGGAGAAUGCAAAUUGUCGGAGUGGUCCACUUGGUCGCAAUGUUUCAUCAGCUGUGAGGACUUCGAUCAGGGCUUCACAGUUGGAGUCCAAGCCAGAUCGCGAGCCAUCCUCGCAUAUCCCUCAUCCAACAACCCACCAUGUGAUGGAUCCCUGUGGGAGGAUCGCACCUGUCAAGCUGAAUUCUGCUCUCACUUCCAGUGGGUUACCACCGAUUGGAACAAGCUGACCUAUUCCAGAGAAGUGUUUUGUUCCCGGAACGAUGGCUUGAGGUGCUACCAGGAAAACGUUUUAUCAGUGGUUCCGAAACUGCGUCAUGACGCUUCGCCCAAGACAAAGACGGCUAUGUUACCUCUGAAAUUCGUGUUCUUUUUUUUUUUUUUUUUUGUAUAUUCAGAAAUCAUGA